CCGGGACCUCCUCUGCCUGCCCCGCGGCUCGAUGGACGCCGCCCGCUGCCUGCUGCUCACCUUCCUCCUCCUCCCCGGCGCAGGCAGCGGGGCUGGGGCAGAGCUGGUCAGGGCCGUGGGCAGCUCUGCCACCUUCCAGCUGCAGGGCCUGGGCGAGGGCACAGCAGCAGCUUGGAGCUUCCACAACGAGAUCAUUGCCACAGUGAGGAUUGGCAGCCCCCCCGAGGUCUCCUUCUAUGAUGAAGGCUUCAAACCACGCUUGGACUUCUCCCAGGAUGGCAGCACCAUGACCAUUGCCAACCUGGGGCUGGGGGACACUGGCAACUACACUGCCAAGGCCUUGGGGCUCAAAGCCACCUUCAGCCUCCAUGUCUACAGCGAGCUGGAGGUGCCAACGGUGACCUGCGUGGCACAGAACUGCUCUGCCAGCAGCUGCCUCUACCUCCUGCACUGCAGCACCUCCACCCCGGGCUCUGGCAGCGUCUGGUACAGCUGGAGCCUGGGGGGGGCGCUGUGGAGCGAAGGUGCCACAGUGCCAGUGCAGGAGCCCCCCCCGGAGCCUCUCCUCUGCACAGCACAGAACGCAGUCAGCAACCGCAGCCUGGCAGUGCCCUCGCCCACUGCCCUCUGUGCAGGCAGCGUCCCCAGCGGGCGGAGCAGGCUGGUGGCAGCAGUGGCAGCCAGCGGUGCCCUCCUGCUCCUGGCACUGCUGCUCUUGGCAGUCUACUGCAGUGCUAAAGGCUGGAAGUUCUUCCACCCCUCUGCAGCUCAGCUCAGGGACACAGGUGCAGAGGUAGAGUAUGCCACAGUCUAUGCCCAGGUUGGACCUUUCCAGCAGAAAGAGCCACAGAAGCCAAGCCCUGAGCUGGAGAGCUCCAGGAGCAUCUACUCAACCGUCCAGGCUCUGGCCCAGCCAGACGAGGGGAAGAUGGGCACCAGCAUGCCCAGGUGCCAGCAGCAGGAGGACAAAUCUCUCUACGCCAUGGUUGGCCAAGCAGAGCCCCUGGCACAGCCCCUGGCACAGCCCCAGCACAGCUCCACUGCCACCAUGAGCCUGCUCUGAGGGCACACAAGGACCCUCCUUGCCCAGCUCCACUCCCUCCCACCACCCUCAGCGGGCACCAACCUUCACCAGGAGGCUCACCUGGCACAUCUCUGCCCCCUCUGCCAGCUGGAGAGGGAGACUCACCUGGCACAGCUCUGCCCCCUCUGCCAGCUGGGGAGGGAGACUCACCUGGCACAGCUCUGCCCCCUCUGCCAGCUGGGGAGGGAGACUCACCUGGCACAGCUCUGCCCCACGUGGAGGACCUUGGUGCCAGCUGUGGCUGCAAGGCUGGGGGUGGCUGUGCCCGGGGCUGGCCCCAGGGCAGCUCAGGUGCCGGAGCCUGAGCAGCAGGGGGGCAGGGCCUGAGGAACACUCCUGAGCUCUCUGGACUGGACUCGGAGCUGUCGUUCUUGGGGGGUUCUGUCUCGGCACAGCCUUUGGCUGCUCGAGCAGCAGGGAGCCAA
This is a messenger RNA of Pogoniulus pusillus (Red-fronted tinkerbird), 1509 nucleotides long. It is a transcript of the gene SLAMF6, whose product is annotated as SLAM family member 6. NCBI's taxonomy places the organism in Eukaryota, Metazoa, Chordata, Aves, Piciformes, Lybiidae. The coding region runs from base 32 to 1063 and encodes 343 amino acids. The record is from RefSeq and is a predicted model, not a curated record. The transcript has 8 exons.